Molecule: messenger RNA, 2785 nt
Organism: Hyaloscypha bicolor E
Lineage: Eukaryota; Fungi; Ascomycota; Leotiomycetes; Helotiales; Hyaloscyphaceae
Product: glycoside hydrolase family 5 protein
Exons: 3
Coding region: 313-2601 (762 amino acids)
Biological process (GO): carbohydrate metabolic process; ergosteryl 3-beta-D-glucoside catabolic process
Molecular function (GO): steryl-beta-glucosidase activity
Source: RefSeq, a predicted model, not a curated record
CGAAGACACGCCUUGGCCGAGCAUAAAUUACCUUGGAGUCCUACGUCUGCCAUCCUACACCUCUUCCUAUGUUCUAUAAAACCCAAUGAUUCCUUCAUGCGCCACCCAGGAUAGCAGAUGACCGGACACCUCGAAAGUUGAAGCUCUGUACGAGGAUUCAACAGUGUCAUUGAUCAGCCUCCGCCUGCAUUUAGCCCUGCCACGAUUGGAAUUCCCGUUCUGGCCGGCCGUAUCUUCUCGAGAAGGCUUCGAAUAUAUCAAAGGCCUAUCCGCAGCCUUUCGAGAUUGGAGACUAGGACAGCACCAGUUUCAAUGAUGUCGCCCCUGAGACUUACAAUUGAGGACGGCCACUUCCGCGAUUCCCACAGAAGACAAGUAACACUGCGUGGAAUCAACGUUGCAGGAGACGCAAAGUUCCCGAGCAAUCCAGAUCAGCCUUCUCAUGUCCCCGAGGACUUCUUUGACGGAGACAACGUCAAUUUCCACUCGCGACCAUUCCCGCAGGAAGACGCCCACCUCCACUUCUCUCGACUAAAACGCUGGGGUUAUAACACCAUAAGAUAUGUCUUUACCUGGGAGGCAAUUGAGUCUGCGGGCCCAGGGAUCUACGACGAAGAAUGGAUCCAGCAUACGAUUGAGAUCCUGAGACUGGCAAAAAACUAUGGCUUUUAUAUUUUCAUGGAUCCUCACCAGGAUGUUUGGUCUAGAUUCUCUGGAGGUUCUGGUGCCCCAAUGUGGACGGUCUAUGCCUGCGGGUUGAAUCCCCAAAGCUUUGCUGCAACAGAAGCUGCUCUUGUACACAACACAUACCCGGACCCAGAAAACUUCCCGAAAAUGAUAUGGUCGACAAACUACACUCGGCUGGCAUGCCAAGCAAUAUUCACAAUGUUCUUUGCGGGCCGGGACUUCACACCUAAAUGCAUCAUCGACGGGAAGAAUAUUCAAGACUAUUUGCAGGACCACUUUGUCAAUGCUGUUGCGCACCUUGCCAAGCGAAUACACGAGGCUGGGGACCUGGAAAAUGAGGUUGUCAUUGGCUACGAGAGCAUGAACGAGCCAAACCGUGGGCUGGUGGGAUGGCCUGACAUUACAGCAAUCCCCAGCGAGCAAAAGUUACAGAAAGGCACGAGUCCAACGGCAUGGCAAGCUAUCUUAACGGGCUCGGGUAGAGCAUGUGAGAUUGACACUUGGGACAUGGGUGGCAUUGGUCCAUAUAAGUCAGGACGCGUGUUGGUAGAUCCUCAAGGUGAAAGUGCAUGGCUCCCGGCCAGUUAUGACGACUCGAGAUACGGAUAUAAACGAGACCCUGGAUGGAAGCUUGGAGAGUGUAUCUGGGCUCAGCAUGGCGUUUGGGACCCGAGUACGGACACAAUCUUGAAAAAGGACUAUUUCAAGAAGAACCCACGGACCGGCGAGGUUCUCGAUUACGAGCAAUUCACAAACAUCUACUACAUGGACCAUUAUCGGAAAUACAGAGAUGCGAUUCGAAGCCAUCACAAAGAGUCCAUCCUUUUCUGCCAACCUCCUGUUUUGGAGAUCCCUCCAUCUAUCAAAGGCACCAAAGACGACGACCCGAAGAUGGUUUACGCACCUCAUUAUUAUGAUGGUAUCACCCUUAUGACCAAAAAAUGGAAUCGCUACUGGAAUGUGGAUGUUUUCGGCAUUUUGAGAGGGCGGUACUUGACCCCUGCCUUCGCCGUCAAAAUUGGAGAAACUGCUAUUCGGAAUUGUUUCAAAGAUCAACUAUCGGCCAUCCGACAGGAAGGACUAGAUUACAUGGGUAAUCACCCUUGUGUUUUGACCGAGUUCGGAAUUCCUUACGAUAUGGAUGACCAAUAUGCGUACAAGACUGGCGACUACUCCAGCCAGUCUGGUGCCAUGGAUGCGAAUCACUUUGCAAUUGAAGGCAGUUCAAUGGCUGGUUAUACCCUUUGGUUGUACAUGUGCGAGAACAAGCAUCAUUUAGGUGACCAGUGGAAUGGAGAGGAUCUGUCAAUUUUCUCUUUGGAUGAUCGGCCCCUUCCACUCUCUACAGUUCCCCCCACGCCUUCGAAUGGAUCUACUUCCAGCCUAGUGCAAAAACCUGGACCUGGUAUCAAGAGAGAGCUCUCGGCCGAGUUGAACGUAAAUCCUGGGAAUUUGAGACAGAACCUCAAAACACCCUCGAUUUCUUCGAAGACGGCCGAAGAAGCACCCGAACUGAGAAACGCACCCGGCUUCCGAGCAGCCGAGGCAUAUGUCCGACCUUCGCCAAUUGCAACCGUGGGAAAGAUUCUCCAUUCUGGAUUUGAUCUGCGGAAUUCUAUCUUCUCAUUCGGCCUGCACGCCCAUGAAGCUAGCAAAGAACACGCACCUACAGAGAUAUUUCUUCCCGAGUUUCACUUCCCAAAAGAGCAAUGUGAGGUCGAGGUCACAGCAGGGAAGUGGACGAUCAGCACUGACGAGUCUGAUGGUCAUAUGAUUCAAAGACUUCGAUGGUGGCAUGUGGAAGGAGAGCACCAUAUUAAAGUUACUGGCCAGAAACGGCAGUACGCUCUUGGGAAAGAAGAUGAAGAGGGGUACUUGGACCAGUGCCAGCAGAGUAAAUGCUCAGUUAUGUAGAGAUGAAACGGGUUACGAUGCAACGAUUCUGCAUAUCAUUUUUUUUGGCGCUAGGGAGCAUCACAUUGCUGCUGGAUGAUGCAUGGGUUCAGCGUGGCUGCUUCAAAUAUGCCCUCCGAGCAAUUGGAUCAGGUUCUAGGAAUAUAAACAGAUUGUAUAAUACCAUCUUGUAAUAAUGACAGCU